Trametes versicolor FP-101664 SS1 is the source of this 913-nucleotide messenger RNA. RefSeq names its product ribosomal protein L4. Gene Ontology annotation, molecular function: structural constituent of ribosome. NCBI's taxonomy places the organism in Eukaryota, Fungi, Basidiomycota, Agaricomycetes, Polyporales, Polyporaceae. The record is from RefSeq and is a predicted model, not a curated record. The transcript is spliced from 3 exons. Gene Ontology annotation, biological process: translation. The coding region runs from base 209 to 871 and encodes 220 amino acids. Gene Ontology annotation, cellular component: ribosome.
GCUGGCUGCUUUCAGGCGUGGACUAGGGCAGAGCUCCAGGAUAGCCUCUCGUCGACUCUCCACAGUCGUUCCGGCAGCCUCUGAAUUCAGUCUCAACGAACAUGUAGUGGGCCAAGGACUGCAAGAUGCCGCCCAAUCCUCUUCACAUUCGGUGUUGACGGCGGGUUUAUCACUUCCGAAUGACAUCAUUCGCCCUGUCUACCUCGAGAUGUCGUCCUUGAUUCGCCCAGAGGAGAACGCCGAACUGUCUGACGAACUUGUGGAGCUCGACCCAGACGUAUUCUCCCAUCCCAUCCGCCGAGACAUCCUCCACCUCUGCGUUAUUCAUCAUCUCGAUUGUCAACGUCAGGGAAGCGCGAACACGAAGACGCGCGGCGAGGUCCGGGGAUCUGGACGGAAAAUCCGACCCCAGAAGGGUUCCGGCCGAGCCCGUCUUGGCGAUGGUCAAAGUCCCAUGCUGCGGGGUGGAGGUGUCGCGUUUGGACCCAGGCCGAGAGACUUCGCAACCAAGCUCAACCGCAAGGUCAUCGAGAUGGGGAUGAGGGUCGCGCUGAGCGCAAGGGUGAAGGAGCAGUCGUUGGGGGUCGUCCGGAGCUUGGAGUGGCCAGGGUACAAGACGAAGGAUCUUCACCAGCGCAUCGAGGAGCUCGGGUGGUGGAGGACGCUGUUUGUCACCGGCCAUGACCAGAUACCUGGCGGUCUCGAUCGGACGAGCAGCAACCUCCCGAUGGUCGAAACAGUCAGGGCGGCGGACCUCAACGUCUACACUGCGCUGAAGUGGCCACGUCUUGUUCUCGACCUCGCUGCGGUGGAGUGGUUUGAACGGGCUCUGGGUAAGCCUCAGGUCGCGCCUCGCGGGUACAAGCUAUGAUCUAGUAUACUUUACGCGGUUAAUGUAUUGCGUUAAUUCUCG